Necator americanus (New World hookworm) is the source of this 1800-nucleotide messenger RNA. RefSeq lists its product as uncharacterized. Bases 1 to 1800 code for a protein of 599 amino acids. Lineage: Eukaryota; Metazoa; Nematoda; Chromadorea; Rhabditida; Ancylostomatidae. The record is from RefSeq and is a predicted model, not a curated record. The transcript has 2 exons.
AUGAUCAAGAAUUAUCUUGAAAAACUUCGAGCACCAGGGGCAGGGGCACCGGACCAAGCCCGUCCCCAGCGCGGUGGUUCGGGGUGGCCCGCGCCCGGACCCAAAACAGACCGACGUCGGUCCGGCCAAAACCGCACAACGGGAGGACAAGGGAGGCGGUUGGAUCGCCCCAACAAAACCCACAGUCCACCGACGGGCCCAAAACCACAGAGGCCACCGCCCGUGGGUUUAAAUUCAUCAAAAAACAGUAAUGAAAAGGUCCCGACCCGGGAAAGCCGGACGGGCCCAGGGGACGGGGCGGAGCAGGGCACAAAGGAAGGACAGACGAUCGUAAACGCCGCCGCUCCGAAGCGGCCAUCGAAGAUCGAUGGUGCAAGCCAAGAACAAGACGACGUCACGGACGACCAACGAACACGUCACCCCAACGCGUAUAACAGACACAGCACGAGAGGUGUGGGGGUUGGCGCCCGCAACACAAGGCACAGAACACACCACAACCACCCCGACGGACGUCGCGGGGAGCCCACACCGGCCACUCGUCGCACGCCCAACACAACCAAAGAAGUGAGCACCGGAGCCCAAGAAGCCUUACAAGCAAUGCCCACCCAAGCCCAAACCGGGACACCGCCCGGCCCACCAGGGGGCCACCACAAACCACCGACCACCCCCCCACCCGGGGCCCCGGCGAGGAAACCACACACGUCAAAAAGCCAAGUGCUACCAAAGCAACGGGGGCCAGCCCCGGGUCGCACAAAAAGCCCAGCACAAACCAAACACCACAACGGGCCCACGAGCCGGCGGGUCCACAACACCGAACCCGCCAAACACCCACGCCACAUAAACCCAGCGCCACCCGCAGCAGCCGCCCGCACGGCGGCAAGCAAAAGACCAAAAAAAGCGGCGCGCGGGCGGGAAGCACCCACCCCCAACCAGCCAAGGAGCCGACCACAACCGGGAAACACCCCCAGCCGUCCACUCCCCCACCACAGGCAGACCACCGCCAAAACACACACAGGGAACCAGCAGCGGCCCAAAACACACCAACCCCCGACCACAACACCCGGCACCCGUACCGGCAGGAAACAGACCGCCCCAAAAACCACCACACGGCAACACGCCCAACCACGUCCGCACACAAGCCCACAGGAAAAGGUAAAGCAACCAGGAGCAAAGGGUUUAAAAGGAUUCAGCACGAUCACCAUAUUCCACUGUUUCACCCGGGUAUCACGGGACAAGACCGCCCACACGACAGAGGCCACAGACGGAGCGGGGCACAACCAAGGCGCCCCCAGUACAAAAGGCGAGGUGUACAGAACCACACCGGAACGCCAUCACAAAAUACACAUCAAGAGGGGGCCAGGGAUACAACCACCCAAAAUCACAGCCACCCCACGCGCAGUGGGGCCAGGGGGGGGGCGGCAGCACCCAGCCCAACACGCAAACACCAGCACAGCCAGCGACGAGCACCGUCCAAACAGUGGAGCACGUCAGCGAAUCUCAAGACGAGUCAGCGACGGAGGAUCGGCCCCAUCACGCCACGGACAACAACCAGCACCAGCACGCACGGGCGGGUACAGGCACCCCCCCACGGGCGGGAGCCGGGGCACAAGAGCAGGCGAGGACCAACACCCGGCCCGGCCACCCCACACCACCGCCGCACCACCCAGAAACCGGGCACCAACGGAACGCGGAGCGCAGACGCCAAUGGGCAGGGUCCCGUUCAAGCAGCGGCUCGUCAGCCGAAGACAAAAAGGGCCGGACACGACCUACACAACCCAGGCCGGAGCACGUCCCGCAUAA